Ceratina calcarata is the source of this 2285-nucleotide messenger RNA. RefSeq names its product heat shock protein 70 cognate 3 (gene Hsc70-3). NCBI's taxonomy places the organism in Eukaryota, Metazoa, Arthropoda, Insecta, Hymenoptera, Apidae. The transcript is spliced from 6 exons. The record is from RefSeq and is a predicted model, not a curated record. Gene Ontology annotation, molecular function: ATP-dependent protein folding chaperone; ATP binding. Bases 195 to 2162 code for a protein of 655 amino acids.
UCGACCAAUCGACGCAGGCCACGACGAAUUCGCUUCGUUAAUAUUCCGGUGUCCAAACCGCUGUAGUCAGUCAGUCAUUCCUGAUCGUUCCUGUUGCGAAGUUCGUUCGAAGAGUAACCAAGUUUUUCACUUGUUAAAGCAGUGUGUAUAAUAACUUCAUACACGGACUGUAUUUAGAUACACAGAAGAGAAGAAUGAAGGGAGCUAAAGCUCUGCUUUUACUAGGCUUAGUGGCCUUUGCUUUCGCGAACGAAGGAAAGCAGAAGGAAGAUAUUGGUACCGUCAUUGGAAUCGAUUUGGGCACGACGUAUUCUUGUGUCGGAGUUUACAAAAAUGGUAGAGCGGAGAUCAUAGCCAAUGACCAGGGAAACAGGAUCACGCCUUCCUACGUGGCGUUCACCGUUGACGGAGAACGUUUAAUCGGAGAUGCUGCGAAGAAUCAAUUGACCACGAAUCCGGAGAACACAGUUUUCGAUGCCAAGAGAUUGAUAGGCAGAGAGUGGUCUGACCCUACUGUCCAACGCGACAUUAAGUUCUUCCCGUUCAAAGUGGUCGAGAAGAACAACAAGCCGCACAUAAGGAUGACGGUCACUGGCGAGGACAAGAUAUUUGCACCCGAAGAGAUCUCCGCUAUGGUGCUCGGUAAGAUGAAGGAAACUGCGGAAGCGUAUUUGGGCAAGAAAGUCACUCACGCCGUGGUCACUGUGCCGGCUUACUUCAACGAUGCGCAGAGACAGGCCACAAAGGAUGCAGGCACGAUCUCCGGACUCGUCGUCAUGAGGAUCAUCAACGAACCGACGGCCGCCGCGAUAGCUUACGGUUUGGACAAGAAAGACGGAGAGAAGAACGUGUUGGUUUUCGAUCUCGGCGGUGGCACUUUCGACGUCAGUUUGCUCACCAUCGACAACGGAGUGUUCGAGGUCGUGGCGACGAGCGGCGAUACUCACUUAGGUGGCGAAGAUUUCGACCAGCGCGUGAUGGAUCACUUCAUCAAGCUGUACAAGAAGAAGAAAGGGAAGGACAUUCGCAAGGACAGUAGAGCUCUCCAAAAGCUGCGUCGCGAAGUGGAGAAAGCUAAGAGAGCGCUCAGCGUCAGUCAUCAAGCGAGGAUCGAGAUCGAAUCGUUCUUCGAGGGCGAAGAUUUCUCCGAGACGUUGACGCGUGCCAAAUUCGAAGAACUGAACAUGGACCUCUUCCGUAGCACUCUGAAGCCCGUACAAAAGGUCUUAGAAGAUUCCGACAUGAACAAGAAAGAUAUACACGAAAUCGUGCUCGUCGGUGGUUCUACCAGGAUUCCCAAGGUUCAACAACUGGUCAAGGAGUUCUUCGGCGGUAAAGAACCGUCUCGGGGCAUCAAUCCCGACGAGGCUGUCGCGUACGGUGCCGCCGUACAAGCAGGUGUGCUUUCCGGCGAGCAAGACACGGACGCUAUCGUUCUCUUGGACGUGAAUCCACUCACCAUGGGCAUCGAGACCGUCGGCGGCGUCAUGACUAAACUUAUUCCGAGAAACACUGUGAUCCCUACUAAGAAAUCGCAGAUCUUCUCCACCGCGUCGGACAACCAGCACACGGUAACCAUUCAGGUGUACGAAGGUGAACGUCCGAUGACUAAGGACAACCACCUGCUUGGCAAAUUCGAUCUCACCGGCAUCCCGCCCGCGCCGCGAGGCAUACCGCAGAUCGAAGUUACGUUCGAGAUCGACGCGAACGGCAUUCUUCAAGUGUCCGCCGAGGACAAAGGAACAGGAAACCGCGAGAAGAUCGUCAUCACCAACGACCAAAACCGGCUCACUCCCGACGACAUCGAGAGGAUGAUAAAGGAUGCCGAGAAAUUCGCGGAUGACGACAAGAAAUUGAAAGAGCGAGUAGAGGCGCGGAACGAAUUGGAGUCCUACGCGUACUCGUUGAAGAAUCAGUUGGCCGACAAGGAGAAACUAGGUUCGAAAGUUAGCGAUUCCGACAAGACGAAAAUGGAGGAAGCUAUCGACGAGAAGAUCAAAUGGUUGGAAGACAAUCCGGACACGGAUCCCGAGGAGUAUAAGAAGCAGAAGAAAGAGCUUACAGACAUCGUUCAACCCAUCAUCGCCAAACUGUACCAGGGCGCGGGCGGCGGAGUCCCUCCGACCGGUGGUGAGGACGAAGAUCUGAAAGACGAGCUUUAACUAGAAACCGAUCAGUACUCGUAUGUUCGUCCUAACUUAGACUGAAUUACCACUGUCUCGUGCAAACGCCGCAGAGACAUCGAGUACGUCGUUGAAACGUCAAGUAUAAAAAAGACUGAUCGA